AUGAUAGAGAAUUAUCUUGAAAAGCUGUUCAAAUGCAGCCUGCUGACCGAGCUAGAAAUAAAACACCUGUGUGAAAUGGCAGCAGAGGUUUUCAUGAAAGAGGAGAAUGUGGUGAGUGUGAAAGCACCUGUUACUGUUUGUGGAGAUGUGCAUGGACAGUUCUACGAUCUGAUGGAGCUGUUUAAGGUAGGAGGGCUUCCACCAUACACGAACUUUCUGUUUAUGGGGGAUUAUGUGGACCGGGGAUACCAUUCUGUAGAGACCAUUUCAAUCCUAUUGUGCCUGAAGGUGAAGUAUCCUGACAGGAUGUGGCUACUGAGGGGAAACCAUGAGAGCAGGCAGAUAACGCAGGUGUAUGGAUUUUACGACGAGUGUGUUAGGAAGUAUGGAACAUCGUUGGUAUGGAGAACCUUGACGGAUCUUUUUGACUACUUGCCUGUGGCUGCAGUUGUUGGCAACGACACGUUCUGCUGCCAUGGGGGGUUGAGUCCGUCAUUCGAGACGCUGGAUCAAUUGAAAAGCAUUGACAGGAAGGUUGAGGUGCCUCACGAGGGGCCUAUGUGUGACCUUCUCUGGUCUGAUCCUGAUGAAAGGCCCGGAUGGGGCCCAUCACCAAGAGGGGCAGGAUACACGUUUGGAAGAGACAUAACAGAAUCGUUCAAUGAGAGAAACGGACUGAAGAUGAUAUGUAGAGCGCAUCAGCUAGUGAUGAAUGGGUACAACUGGAGCCACGAGAAAGGAUGUGUUACCAUAUUCAGUGCACCGAAUUACUGCUACAGGUGCGGCAACCUUGCUACCCUGAUGGAGAUGGAUGAGUACGGAUCGUACAGCUUUACCCAAUUCGAGCCAUCUCCAACAAAAGUGGAAAUGCUUGUGUCCACAAAGAUUCCUGACUAUUUCCUGUGA
Messenger RNA from Ordospora pajunii, 906 nucleotides. Its product is annotated as serine/threonine-protein phosphatase. Bases 1 to 906 code for a protein of 301 amino acids. NCBI's taxonomy places the organism in Eukaryota, Fungi, Microsporidia, Ordosporidae. Gene Ontology annotation, cellular component: cytosol; nucleus. Gene Ontology annotation, molecular function: protein serine/threonine phosphatase activity. The record is from RefSeq and is a predicted model, not a curated record. The transcript has a single exon. Gene Ontology annotation, biological process: mitotic cell cycle.